Messenger RNA from Candidozyma haemuli, 1494 nucleotides. RefSeq names its product Hsm3p (gene HSM3). The coding region runs from base 1 to 1494 and encodes 497 amino acids. The record is from RefSeq and is a predicted model, not a curated record. NCBI's taxonomy places the organism in Eukaryota, Fungi, Ascomycota, Pichiomycetes, Serinales, Metschnikowiaceae. The transcript has a single exon.
AUGCUUCCUUCGCCACAGCUAGAUCCAGACACCCAGAGGUUUGUCAACCACCUCAAUGCAUACCUAAACGACGAAACUGACGAUACUGAGCCGGCAAGAACGUACUAUGACUUUGUUUCCUUGCAUAAGUACCUUCUCCAGGCUGGCGAUCCACUUAGUAAUCCUAUCCUAUCCACGGUGAUGCCGUUGCUCUCGAGGAUCAUGAACCUGGAGCGGUACGACGACGACUACGUGGAGUUUCUUAGAGACCUUCUUAUGCUUGUGCCUAUGAAAACUACAUGGGUGUACUUCCCUAAGGACGAGAUGCUUAAGGCUAUAGAUUACCCUAGCCCUGUGAAGUUGUUUACGGCUACGGUGGACCUUGUGGCUUGGAGAGUUAGCUGCAAUGAUGAAGAUGCCGUGGAGUUUGUGGAUACGACGGCGUUGUUGCCGAAAGCUGUGCUUCGUUGCUUGUCGGACCAUUCUAUUCCAGAUCGGUUCUGGACGGUGGAGUCUUUGGUGAAGAGCUGUGACGGGAAGCUUCUUGAUGAGAUAACGACUGACCUCAUGCAUUGCGUGGACCUUGUGGCGUUGCAGUCGGACUCGGCGUUGACUACGAGGUAUAUGGCGCUUGCAGAACGGGUUAUUUCCAGAAGACUUGAUUUGAAGCAGAUCAACUAUGCGAAAUUGAUUGCUGUGGUGGACUCGUUGAGCUUUUUUGACGAUACUGAGGAGACCAGCCCGGAUGCGUUGAUGUACAGUGUGAUUAUUGACUUCUAUACGAACCUUGUGGGGUUGAUGGAUGGCCUGGAGGCGUUGUUUCUUCUGCUUCAGCCGGUGAUUGUUCGGUGCUUGAAUGUGCUUGCCGUUUCGGUGGUGGAAAAGGCUGCUUUUGUGAGUCCUCGUUUGACUGAGCUUUUUGGGAAACUUACUUACUGUAAGGAUGAUGGAAUAGUGGCCUGGGCUAAGCAGCAGGAACCGGUUGUUGCCAUUCUUGAUAAUAUCGACCUUAAAGCGCCUUUCCAUAAUGAAAUUUUCUUGAAGACGAAUCCGGCUUUUAUUUCUAAGAAACGCCAGCUCUUUGAUACCUACUUUGCUGCAAUUGACCUAGCAUCAAUGGACUAUAUCCUUUUUGCUUGUGUUCUACAUGCAUUUGAAGAUCCAGACUUCUUCAACUUGUUUGCCAGCGAGGGCAAACUCUCCAAUUCUACGUUUUCUCGCCUUCCAAAAGACUUACUUUACAAGUUGCUUGAGAUCAUUUCUCGUCAUAACCAUUCUGCAAAACAUCUAUUGCUGGAGAUGCCCACAGUGGUGCUGUCAUAUUUGAUAGAAUUGUCUGGCAAUAUUUCUGACCGGCUGAUCAGAAACGAAGCUCGUUCAACCAUUGAAAAUCUUCUCAACAAUAAGGACCUUGACCUAGGGGUCUGGAAAGACGGACUCAGGAACUUGCUUCGCACGUUGAUCCACGGGCCCCUCAGAGGUCCUCAAGUUGAUGUUCUGGAUGAAGCACUUUAG